AUGUCCUUGGAGAACAAAUUACCAACCCCAUUGGAAAACAACGACGGUAAGGCCCAUGCGGUCUGUAUCCUGAACAAGACCACGGAUCGCGGAAGAGCUGCAGAAACCUUGGCUAUUGCCUUUAAGAACUCGCCAGCAUUUCAUUUUAUCUCAAAAAAGAUUUUAAAUAUUCCUUUAACUGAGGAGGUGCCCACAGGGACCAUUAUCACCAAUAUUAUAUUGCCCUUUCUGGAUUCACCUUACGGUGAGGUCUCCGAAGUUAACAAUUUUGACGCUGUCGCAGUGUGGAGUCUUCCACCUCACGUUCCGAAGGCAAGGAGUAAUGAUGUUAAGUUCAACAAGGACUUCAUCGACGAUUUAAAUAGACGUAUAAAGCAAGUCAUUCCAAAAAGCAUCAAUUACUAUUAUCUUUUCUGUAUCGGUAAGAACUUAAAUGAAAAAGGCAUCAGGGGUUCUGUGAGGAAGAUUUUUGAAGAGUACAAGAGGAGGGCUGACGAAGAAAAUUGCGCCAUUGUCCUUGAAGCUAUUGCUGAGCAUGCAAGAUCUGUGUAUGAAUACUUUGGGUUUAGAAAUUACAAGACUUUCAAAUACGGUGAGGGUGAGGUCGACUCUAAUGGAAAUUGUGAUUCAAAUGGUGAAGGGUUCACCGGCUAUUUAAUGAUCUAUCAUAAGGACGGCAACAACGUCUUAAAGGAAUAG
Molecule: messenger RNA, 699 nt
Organism: Saccharomyces paradoxus
Lineage: Eukaryota; Fungi; Ascomycota; Saccharomycetes; Saccharomycetales; Saccharomycetaceae
Gene: IAT4
Product: Iat4p
Exons: 1
Coding region: 1-699 (232 amino acids)
Source: RefSeq, a predicted model, not a curated record